AUGGCGCUGUUAUGCGGGAAAUUUAGUUGUUAUCAAAAAUUCGAAUAGAUUAUUCGAAAACAGCGACUGAACACGACCACUCAUAUCGAUCAGUGCCUAGGGUUCUUGAGUAACUAAAGACAAUUAACCAACCAGAGAGUCUUUUAACUGACCAAGGUAAGGUGUUCAAUUUGAAAUAAAAUUAUCCCUCUCAAACUUCUCUCUGAUGAAAACAAGACACUCCGAAUAAAUUUAAACAGAACACGUGUUAAUACCUGUGCUGUAUUUGUUAUACAUGCGUGAAAAUAAUGAAAUAUCUGCGUGAUUAAAAAGAAGAUACGACAUUAAAGGCGAGAUAUCUUAUAACUGAGGAGAAAGAACUGGAAAAAAUGUAAAAAAAAAAAAGAUGGAGCUAAGUAGGAAAAGUAGUUAAGGGAAGCGGAUCACCCAAUGCGAUCAAAAAUGGAAAAAAGAUGGGCGAUACUCCUGAGUUUUAGUGACGCUCUCGUUGGACACCAUUACGUUGUGAGUCGUGGAUGUAGAUUGGUCGCUCGAUGCUGCUGGUGGGAACAGAGCUUAUCCGGUUCGACUAGCUGCGCCCCACCAAACUAGUCUCUUCUUAACAAUGUCGAAGUGCACACGAGGAGAAAAGUGAUACUAGACAUUACACGACAGAAGCUCGCAAAAGUUACAUCGCAGCAUCCUCGAUAUCGAUAUCGAUAUCGAGGGAAAACGAGUUGCAUCAAGGAACAACGUUUUAAUUGAUCUGUGUAUUGGUGUAAUAAUAAAUUUAUCUUCGAUUCCUGAUCAUUUCGAUCGCAAUAUUUUGUUCAUGUGGUGAAAAUAUACGUUUGCAUUGUGUAAAUACUCUAACAUAUAAGAAAAACAAGACAUGCCAUCGUUUCAUGACGAUUUCAUCACGGGAGAACCUUCGAAUCUCAACAACAUCGCCAACAUGAUGUCGCAUUAUAGUCAAGCAAACUUCAGCGUUACGUAUCGCCAACAGCAGCAACAGAUCGUUAAUAAUCAACAACAACAACAACAAUUAAUAAUGCAACAAGCACAACAACAAACGUCGAUGCAACAGGUCCAACCGCACACCGCGGCCGCAGUUGCGGCCGCCGCAGCCAUUGACGGGAGUCAUUGGUAUGGAUACGCUCCUAGAGCCAUUCCGGCGACACCAGCUCUACAUCCUCAGCAUCAACCGAGUGCGCACACACACACGAUUCCUUCGCAAUUAUUUAAUCAUGCCGAGAUUCUACCUGCUGGAUGGCCGCAUUACUCGACUCAUUACUCGCAGUAUAUACAAUAUCAGCCACACCAUCUUCAGCCACAGUCGCAACAGCACUUUCCGUCACACACGGCGCAGCAACGUUCAUUCCUAGAACAGCUUUGCCAGCAACAACAUUCUUCGCCGGAGCAGAAUAUGCAGCAACAUUCGCCAUCUCAGCAACUCUACGCACAGCAUUCGCCGCCGCAGCAGAAUAUGCAGCAAAACUCGCCACCGCAACAAAUUGGUCCGCAACAUCCGUCGCCGCAGCAAAACAUCCAGCAACAUUCGCCACCCCAACAACUCUGCCAGCAACAUUCGUCGCCGCAACAACACAUACAGCAAAAUUCGCCUCCUCAACAAAUCUGUUCGCAGCAUUCAUCGCCGCAGAAUAUGCAGCAAAAUUCAUCACCUCUGCAACAUUAUCAGCAGCAUUCGUCGCCGCAACAACACAUACAACAAAAUUCGUCACCGGAGCAACAGAACCAGCAACACCCGUCGCCGCAGCAUCACAUUCACCGUGGUCAGCGUUCGUUAACCAAACAGCAGCUUCAACAGUAUUCGCAUCAAUCAGUUGCGGGCUCUUACAGACAACAGAUAUUGCAACAGUAUUGCAACAGUAUCGGAAAUGAGAAUAUCGGGAUCCCGAUUGUAAAUCAACAUCCAUCGAUAGCCAUUAGGAUAAAUAGUGUAAGUGACAAUAUGAACAGUAGUGGGGACAGUUUAAGCGGUAGUAAUAGCACGUCCUCGCCUAACAAUCCAAAUGCGAUGUACGAUGUGGAUUUACCGUGCACCUCCGGAAACAUCCUGCCGUCGACAUCCACGGUCAUACCCUCCGCAUCGAGGGAGAUACCGGUCAUAGCAUCUACGCCGAGAGAAAUGCCGACUAUACCGUCGACAUCGAGAGAAAUGUCGGGCAUACCAUCUACAUCGAGAGGACUGCCGUCCACCUCUAGACGUCAACCGUACACCAGGGUCGCGCAUGGAAGAAGAAGUCCGUACGAAUGGAUGAAGAGACCAUCGUACCAGAACCAGCCAAAGCCAGCGUGCAACGCUACUGACAAUGCGGAUUCGCCUUCGCCAAUUAAUGAACUCUGCUGUCGACUUGAAACUCUCGGAAAAACUCGUACAAAAGACAAGUAUCGUGUGGUUUAUACAGACUAUCAGAGACUAGAGCUCGAAAAGGAGUUUCAUUCGAGCCAUUACAUCACUAUCAAACGUAAAGCCGAGCUUGCUCUUCAGCUCAAUCUCACAGAACGACAAGUAAAGAUCUGGUUCCAAAAUCGACGAGCGAAGCAACGGAAGCUGAUGAAAAAGCAGGAGGAACAACGAGCUCGAGAGCAGUUGAGGCAGCAAACGACGGCGCAAGUGGCAGCUGCCGCUGCAUCCGCGAACGUUGUAGAAGCGGCGAGCGGCGGAAUGGCGAGUUACGCCGGAGGUGACAUGGGAGGGAUGUUGGGCGGUCUGAUGCAGGCAAACGGUAACGGUUCCUCUUCGUCCAUGGCCAUGCCGAUGCCUAUAUCGCAGGCGGCGCCGCUAUUGCCGUCGUUGCCGGCGUGGCUCUCGACGUCACCCGCGUCCACAUCUGCACAACCUGUGUCGCAGUCCAUGCAGCACACGCCGUUGCAGCCGUCGGAUAUUAUUACUUUGAAUACGGUUCUGAAUAGUACCUCGCACCCACACACGCCUCACUCCGCGUCGUAAUACCCUCGCAAAAUAGUCAAAUGUAAGGAAAGUGCAAUGCGAGAGAUUCGUCAAAAAUAGCGCAGGUACCGCUCUUUUAGAGCGACCCUACCCGAAACGUCGGUACUUUGAAAUUGCAAUUCUCGCGUAUUAUAGUCAAAUCUAUGGAAAGUGCAGCGCGAGAAACGCUAAUUCUCCGGAAGUAGCCCCCCCUGACAACGAUAAAUAAGAGAAAUAGAGACGGCCAUGACUUCGUCCGAAUUUCCGAAUUUUAUUUAAGUUCAAUAAAAUUGAAUCGCGAUUGAAUAAGCGCAUGAAACGACUCGUGUCCUAUUUAUCGUGCACUUUUCAUCGACCUGUGAUAAACGACUGUUAGAUAAACGAAUCGUUCGUGGAUUUUAUAUUUAUAUAUAUGUAUAUAUAAAAUAUAUACAUAUAUAUAAUAUAGACAAGUAAUAAAUAAUAUAGAUAUAUAUAAUGAGUACAUAGAUGGAAAUUAUAGCUAGAUAAACUACUUGAUCUCAUUAAUUUCUUCACGUCCACAUAUCCACGACGAUUCUCGUUAAUGUGACACUUGCAUCUCGACUUUUUUAUUAUUUUAAUUGGAUGCAUCAAUGCGCACUGGUAUUGUAAAUAGUAAAUAAUUAGAAAUAAAUUAAUUAGAGAUUAUUAAGAUAAUUU
Molecule: messenger RNA, 3613 nt
Organism: Nylanderia fulva
Lineage: Eukaryota; Metazoa; Arthropoda; Insecta; Hymenoptera; Formicidae
Gene: cad
Product: homeotic protein caudal
Biological process (GO): regulation of transcription by RNA polymerase II; cell differentiation; animal organ morphogenesis
Cellular component (GO): nucleus
Molecular function (GO): DNA-binding transcription factor activity, RNA polymerase II-specific; RNA polymerase II transcription regulatory region sequence-specific DNA binding
Source: RefSeq, a predicted model, not a curated record